UUAAGUAUUUUUAAAUACAUUAACAAUAUACAAGUCAAAAAACAAUAUGUUGAUUCACUAUACUAGUGACAGUGUGCUUUUAUGCACCGGUUCAUUGAAAUUCAUUCAAAUAAUAUACCGAAAACGCAAAGCUUAAAAAAUAAGAGAAAAGUUUUUCGAUUGAUUUAGCAUUAAUCAUACUAUUACAAAAAUUUUAAGUGUAUCUUUUCUUUAUGUGCUUAAAGUAGUUGUAAAGAAUGAAAGUUCUCCAAGUUUUUACCUCCUAACCUCUAUGCGUAUCGAUGCACGCAUAAAUAUUUACUGGAUAUUAUUUUAUUCUGUAAUACUAAAACGUAUCAAAAAUGUUCGAAGCACACAGUAUCAAUGCGGAACAUAAAGACUUGAUUCAUGAUAUUGCUUAUGAUUUUUAUGGACAACGAAUGGCAACAUGUUCUAGUGAUCAAUAUGUGAAAGUCUGGGAUGAAGACGAACAUGGAAAUUGGCAUUUAUCUGCGUCUUGGAAAGCACACAGCGGAUCUGUGUGGAAAGUAACAUGGGCGCAUCCAGAGUUUGGUCAAGUUCUAGCAACAUGCUCUUUUGAUAGGACAGCAGCUGUAUGGGAAGAAAUAGUUGGAGAAGGAUCAGGACCAGGAGAACGCGGCAUGAGACAUUGGGUUAGGAGAACAAACUUAGUAGAUUCCAGAAAGUCUGUUACAGAUGUGAAAUUUGCACCUAAAACUUUAGGACUUUUGUUAGCUACGUGUAGUGAAGACGGUGUAAUUAGGAUAUAUGAAGCACCUGAUGUUAUGAAUCUAAGUCAAUGGACUCUACAACAUGAUAUUAGUUGUAAACUUCAAUGCAGUUGUCUUUCAUGGAAUCCAUCUCUCUCAAGGUUACAUCAUCCAAUGAUAGCAGUUGGAAGUGAUGAUCCAAAUCCAUCACCCGAGGGAAAAGUUUUUAUAUAUGAAUAUUCUGAAAGUAGUAGAAGAUGGACAAAAACUCAAACAUUAAAUAUUAUAGAUCCUGUUCAUGAUAUAGCAUUUGCUCCAAAUUUAGGUAGAAGUUUUCACACAUUAGCUAUUGCAUCAAAAGAUGUGCAAAUAAUUAUAUUAAAACCUAUGGUGGAUAAUGCACAAAGUGGUUCAUCACGUUUUGAAAUUAAUGUAGCAGCACAGUUCUCUGAUCAUGAUUUUACUGUAUGGCGAGUGUGUUGGAACAUUAUGGGAACUAUUCUAGCAAGUUCAGGAGAUGAUGGUUGCGUUCGAUUAUGGAAAGAUAAUUAUAUUAAUAAUUGGAAAUGUGUUGCUGUGUUGAAAGGUGAUGGCACCUCUGCUCAAAGUGCUGAAACUUCUACAGCGGCAACACCACCCAAUCAUUCAACAGGAAUACAACAAACAUCUUCUACAACAAGAGCAGUAACUAUAGCAACUGUCACUGCAGAGAAGCCUACAGUUACAGUUAUGUGCAGCAAUAAAUGGCAGGCACCUGUUAUAAAAGGUCGUUUUAGUAAAUCUGUUUGGUUGGGAAAUCCUAGUGAACCAACACCACCUCCACCUCCAAUCUUAGAGUAUCCAAAGGCAAAAAAGUAACACAGCUAUUCAAUUUUUGGUAACGUUAAAAAAUGCGAAGACAAAUGACUUUAUAUUCUUAUGUUUAAUGAUUUAAAAAAUUAAUUCAAAGAAUAUGAUACGCUACCUUUUAUGCACUUGAGGAUAAUAUUUUUAUUUUAAGGAGAGUUCAUAAAACUAAGACAUUUCCAGACAUGUAUUUACCGUCAUUAUAAUGAUAUGGUAAUAAACAGCAAUAGUUAACUAUGCGUAAGUAUUACUGUUAUGAAACUUGUA
Molecule: messenger RNA, 1823 nt
Organism: Bombus pyrosoma
Lineage: Eukaryota; Metazoa; Arthropoda; Insecta; Hymenoptera; Apidae
Gene: Nup44A
Product: nucleoporin SEH1
Exons: 7
Coding region: 342-1568 (408 amino acids)
Biological process (GO): positive regulation of TORC1 signaling; cellular response to amino acid starvation
Cellular component (GO): nuclear pore outer ring; Seh1-associated complex
Molecular function (GO): protein binding; structural molecule activity
Source: RefSeq, a predicted model, not a curated record